CUGCAGCACCUGAAGCACGAGAACGUCAUCGGGCUGCUGGACGUCUUCACCCCGGCCACCUCCAUCGAGGACUUCAGCCAAGUGUACCUGGUGACCACCCUGAUGGGCGCCGACCUGAACAACAUUGUCAAGUGCCAGGCGCUGAGCGACGAGCACGUUCAGUUCCUCGUGUACCAGCUGCUGCGCGGGCUGAAGUACAUCCACUCGGCCGGGAUCAUCCACCGGGACCUGAAGCCCAGCAACGUGGCUGUGAAUGAGGACUGUGAGCUCAGGAUCCUGGACUUUGGACUGGCACGCCAGGCAGACGAGGAGAUGACAGGCUACGUGGCCACGCGCUGGUACCGGGCCCCUGAGAUCAUGCUCAACUGGAUGCACUACAACCAGACAGCAGUGGACAUCUGGUCCGUGGGCUGCAUCAUGGCUGAGCUGCUCCAAGGAAAGGCCCUCUUCCCGGGCAGUGACUACAUCGACCAGCUGAAGCGCAUCAUGGAGGUGGUGGGCACACCCAGCCCUGAGGUUCUGGAAAAGAUAUCCUCGGAACACGCUCGGACAUACAUCCAGUCCCUGCCCCCCAUGCCCCAGAAGGAUCUCAGGAGCAUCUUCCGUGGAGCCAACCCCCUGGCUGUGGACCUCCUGGGAAGGAUGUUGGUGCUGGACAGUGACCAGAGGGUCAGUGCAGCUGAAGCCCUGGCUCAUGCCUACUUCAGCCAGUACCACGACCCCGACGAUGAGCCCGAGGCCGAGCCUUAUGACGAAAGCGUUGAGGCAAAGGAACGCACUCUGGAGGAGUGGAAGGAACUCACCUACCAGGAAGUCCUCAGCUUCAAGCCCCCAGAGCCACCGCAGCCUCCAGGCAGCCUGGACAUUGAGCAGUGAGCCACGCUGGAACUCAAGGAGGGGCCUGAGCCCGCCUACCCCGGUUCCUCGGCCUGCCCAAUUCCCACGAGGGUCGCCUCCCACCACUUGACCCCUCGCCUGGGACCCCUGGCAUGCUGCCCCCUGUGGGAGUCUGAGCACACGUAUGAAUGCAUGAUUGUGUGCACCUGUGCAAGCCGUGGGUGUAGGAGUCUGGACAGAGUGUCCUGGACUUCCUUGGUCCUUCUACCACAUCCCAACAACCAGGGUCUCCCUUGGGAUCUCACUGUGGGGGACACGGAUGCCUAGGAGGUCCCCUGGGGAGCGUGUCUGUCUCCAGAUCUCAGUCCCAGUGGGCUGUCUCUUGGAGGUGGUGCACUGGGGCUAGGGCCCCCUGAAGAUUCAAAGGGAGGGGUCUCAGUGGUCUAAGCUGCUCAGCCUGGAAGUAGGGGGCUACCCUGAGAAAUGCUGAGACCCAAAGGCCUGAGAGAUGGGCAGGGUCUUCCCUAGGGGAUGCCAGAGCAGGGACAGCCACGGAGUGCCACAUCAGACUCUUCCUAGAGCCAUGUGUUCCUGUGUUGUGUGGCAUGUGUGCCCAGAUGUGUGUUCCUGGUAUUUACAUGUGAAAGCACGUGUGAAUCUCUGGACACCCAAGGGCCAGUGGCUCUGACCAGCAAGAGGCCCAAGUUGGGGUGGCCAUACUUGCCUCUCUUCCCCCAGUGUCUGAUGUCAUGGGGGCAUAGCUGAGAUCCUGCUGUGCAGCAUGCAGGGGGCUCAGGUGGGCAAGGGACAACCAUGUGAGCAAAAGCCAGGGCAUUCUCCUUGGGUUUCCAAAGCAUGAGGGCACAGUGCCAGCUGGGAGCUGGCGAGCAUGGGAGUGGGGGGACACCAGGGGGGCUGGCACACAUCGAGGAGGACUUGGACUUGGACCCUGGACCUGUGGCUGAGAGCCGGGGUGCUCUGGUCUGUGAGUCGGCCCUGGUUCUCCCUCCUUCCAGAACGGAGCUGGCCAGUAGCCUCUGGAACAGGCCCCUGCUCCACAUGUGUUGGAGGUGUGAGUCUUCUCUGUCCCAUGGUGGUGGCAGGUGUCAGCUGGUGACCUCCUACCUUGCAGGACCCAGGGAGGUUUAAGUGUCAUGUGCCUGCACCAGGGUGUCUCAAUAAAAGAGGUUUCCUCUUGCUCAUCUCGA
Molecule: messenger RNA, 2045 nt
Organism: Miniopterus natalensis
Lineage: Eukaryota; Metazoa; Chordata; Mammalia; Chiroptera; Miniopteridae
Source: RefSeq, a predicted model, not a curated record